UAUCGAGAAAUGACGAUGCAAAGAGGUAUUUUUGACAGCUCGCAGAUUUACAGUGAAUACUAUAGCAACGGUAGCUUUGGUUUCAGUAAUUCACAGUUUUAUUAUGAUCAAAUUAACGCAAACAGUUAUCAAAAUGUCCAGGCAGACGAUUCACCGGUUGGCGCUUCAAACUUUAACGGACAAGAAUCGCAGCAGACGACUCCAACAACAUGUGGGAACGACCAAGCCCUGACAUCUAAAAAUUUAUCAAUCUUGCCAAAAACAAUUUAUCCAUGGAUGGUAGAAUCGCGCCAAAAUUCAAAGCAGAAACCGACAGAACCCGAGCCCCCUGGGUAUGAGAAACCACCGGCCAAGAAGUCUGUCGAUGUUACUGGAAGUUCUAAAAGAAAUAGAACAGCAUUUACAAGCGCCCAGCUGGUCGAGUUAGAAAAAGAAUUUCAUUUUAACCGCUAUCUAUGUCGACCCCGAAGAAUUGAAAUGGCAAAUGCACUAAGCCUAACGGAGAGGCAGAUCAAAAUUUGGUUUCAAAAUCGAAGAAUGAAAUACAAACGUGAUAUGAAGGAAAGCGAACGAGCAGAACGUGGAAUGAAAGUAUCAGAUUCGGUCCUAGCCAGGCAAUCGGAAAGAUCUAGCUUGAUAGCGGCGAACUCACUCAUGUUCAGCCCGAUCGGCGGAGUGGAAAGAACAUUUCAUGCUAAUACUAACAGCGUGCCAACUUCUUGCGGAAGAGGCAACGGUGUUUUACCAUCAAUAGGGCCAAGUUUUGAUCGUUUCAAUUCUCACAUUUCUGCACAUUCAAACAUGACCUCAGGACCACGAUUAACUCACCUUUGAAGAAGUAAGAAUUUGUUAUGAAAUGUCAAUACAUUAGUUUGAGAGCAAAAUACUUGAAUAGUUUGAAUGUCUGAAUCACUGACGACGGAAAGUUUUACCAUUCUCAAAGUGUGAAGCCGGAAAUCUUUAUAAAAAGGGAUGAUUUUCCCCUUGAACUGUAUCAUAAAAAGAAAUUCCGUAUAUGAUAUGACGCGUUUGCAAAAGGUAAAAUAAACAGACGAACGACUGAAAAUGAAUUACCAACAACAAAAUCCUGGUUACACUAUAGUGAUUUUGGAAAUCGAGACAGUGGACGAAAAUGUUAUUUCUGAGGAGAUGAAAAAAUGUCAUUGAAUUAAGUAGAAUAAGUGGGUCUCAAAUAAUAUGUGUCAAAUUGAGAUACCGAAAUGAUAAUAUUUAUGCAAUAUUGUUACCUCUAGCAUAAUGUCAUUAUCUUUUCAAGAAAAUUGACUAAUUUCAAACGUUACAAAAGUAUAUAAUACUGUAGAUUUAUCAAAUUACAGUAAAUGUUCUUUUUCAUAUAAUUCCAUAUUUUAGAAGUAUUACUCCAAACAACAUCUAAAUAUAUUUCAUAAUAAUUAUAGCGCACUCUUACGGUAUUUCAAAUGAGUGAAGGAUGUUGCAUGUGUACGUAUGUUCGUCUAUAUGGAUCUAUGUGACCAGGGGUAACGCUAAAAUGUUAUGAAACACUGUUUUCGGAAUAAUAAAAACACUAUAGGAUUAUAAAUUAUUAUUCUGUAUUCUGAAACGUUUUAUUCAGAAAUAUGAAUAUCAUGAUCAAUAAAGCUCACAAAGUCACAUGACAAACCAACGGCAAGCACUGUAUUAAGUGUACAUGUGCUAAUUGUUCAAUGCAUGUAAAAUACUGUACGUCUGCAACAAUUUUAACAACAAAGUAACUUGUUUUCCAAGUAUGACACCGAAUUAUAUUAUUAGGCAAUUUUUUUUUUAUUCUGUAAAUUAUUCAUUAUGAUGGUGCUAUUGCACCAACAGUGGUAAAUAUUCCCUUUGCUUUUCUUUUAUCUCCAAGUGUUUGUCGUGACCUGCUGUCCGUUUUGCCUGUGAAAAAUGAGAUGUUCCUCUAUAUCUUUCCCUAUCAAUGGUUGCGAUACUGCGUGCAAAAUUGGUGUUGACGCGUUCACUUUAUACUGUCGUUUGUCGGAAUUGCGACAGCACGUUAGGGGUAGAUGAUGAUACAAUGAGUAAAAUCAAUGUAUUAUCAUUGUAAACAUUACCCAGUAUAAAGUUAUCAUUGCCUACGGUACUUUGCGACUACUAUUAUGCAUAUGUCUUCCAAUAAGCCUAUUAAAGACAAGCUACCAUGCUAUCUGCAUUAUUAAUGUAAGGAUUUUUGACAAUAAAAAAUUCAAUUUCUGGUAAUCCAUUUUGGACUUUUCGAAGUAAAAUAUGUAAAUCGGUGAAAUAAUGGAAUUCUGCAAUUUGUGUCUCACUGGAAGUUAUUUAAUUCUUUUAAGCUCAGACUAUUAAAAUGUAUUUGGCGAAACAUGUGUCAUGCCUAAGUAUGAUCAUGAUGACAUUACAUCCUGACCAUAUAUAGGCAUAUCAUGUCUAUAUAUGGGCAUACAACAGGGUUUUUUUUGUCAAAGAAAAUUUGCUAAUCUGGACAGAGCUUUAAGUGGGCAAUCCAAUGUCAGGGCGGAUCCAGAGAUGUCUGAAAGGCGGGGCCGAAAGGAGAGGGGCGAAAGUAGGGCCGUUCGAGAUAACACCACUCUAGGGGUCCGGGGGCAUGCCCCACCCCCAAAUUUUUGUUUUCUAGACGCCCGAAAAUAAUCUCUGAGGCGUUUUGGGGGAUCAAUUUUUUUCUUUUUCUAUCAUUCCCACCACCCCCCACCCCCUCACAAAUCCGCCAAUGAAUAUUUUAGUUGGACUGCUACGGGUUUUUCGAUUUUAGCACAUAGGCCUAAUUUACUUAUCUGUAGCCUAAUUUUUAAAUUUUGAAUUCUUACAAGUUGAUUUAUUUGAAAAAACAAUUUGCAAUUUUAGAUAUAAAAAGAAAAAUAAUCGUGAGUUGUAAAUCGUCAUUUUUGUAUCGAAAUAUUGAGUUUCGUUGGUUGGAUAUUUAAAAUAUUGUACCGGUAUGCAAUUUCAAAAUUACUUGUUUCACCUCGUUAAAGGGAAUUCUAUUAUUCUCAGUACAAAGCUUGUAUUAUACAGUAUGUCAACUGAUAUCAACAGGGAAAAUAUGUAAGAAGCUAAACCCAGUUUGUGGACAUCACUACAUAGUCAUAUAUCCUUCAUAAAUAUGGACUUAUUGUAGGUUAAAUACAUGUUGUUCGGCAUACAGAGGCAUAUUUUAAAGCCGUCAGUGUCAUCUUUAUCAAUUCAAACACAACUGUAAAAUGACAACCCACUUUUUUAUUAAUAAGAAAAGUUACCCAUAAUACAAUAUUCAAUAUAAUAUUUGUGAUCAAAUAACUGUGUUCAUAUUUUCUUAACAAUUUAUCAAUUUAUAUGGAAUUGGCAAUUCAUUUUUUAAAGUAUUCAUGUAAAAUUGAGCCUUAAUUUUACGUUGAUAAGUUAUUGUUUAAAAUUUAGUAUAAAAAUCAAAAUCCUGCAACAGCAGUUGUUUUGGUUGUCUCACGACUAUAAAUACACGUGAACUUGGACCAACGAACAGACAUGUUUGAUUAAUUACGGAUGUAAUUUUUGAAAUCUAGACUCGCUGAAGAAGAUAACAUUCAUUUAGGCUUAUAUAAUAUGAGUGCCUCUAUCAUGGGACAGACAACUGGAGGUCCUCUGCUAGGUUUUGUGUGUGUAAAAAACGAGCUGAUUUGUUGGCAGGACGUGGUCCGAUACGGCACGAGAUAGGCGUAUCCUAUGUUAGAUCCGGUGCAGGCGAUCUUGCCAAAGGGUGUAUCUCAAAGCGGUGUAAUGGUAGACAAUUACCUGAACCGGUGACGUCACCAUUCAAAAAAUGGAAGUUGAUGACUUGGUGGAUAGACCAUGAGUUUUACACUCGUUUGCUGUAGUUUACCCAAUUAUUGUUGUUCUUAGCUCAAAAGUACCUUUUUAACCGUUUGAAAUUGAUAGUAGAUUACCGUAUUUAGUUAUAGGGCCUAGCUAUUAUUUUUUAUGGAUGCAGACUGUAUUGAACAUAUUCUACACGUAGGCCUAUAUGUAUAUAUUGUAUUGACAUGAAACAAGUAAAACAAAAAUUAAAAAUGAAAACUCUAUACAUUGGCGUUGCUGUCUUCUGAUACUGUACGUUUACAUUCAAAAUAACUCUUUAGAAUACAAUGUUUCUUUUAAAAUUCGUUUUAAAACCUACUUAAUAUUUACUUAAAUUUUUUUAAUUAAUUAAAAAUAUUGAUGCCAUACGUUA
Molecule: messenger RNA, 4177 nt
Organism: Anneissia japonica
Lineage: Eukaryota; Metazoa; Echinodermata; Crinoidea; Comatulida; Comatulidae
Product: homeobox protein Hox-D3-like
Exons: 2
Coding region: 10-834 (274 amino acids)
Biological process (GO): regulation of transcription by RNA polymerase II
Cellular component (GO): nucleus
Molecular function (GO): RNA polymerase II cis-regulatory region sequence-specific DNA binding; DNA-binding transcription factor activity, RNA polymerase II-specific
Source: RefSeq, a predicted model, not a curated record